Messenger RNA from Rhagoletis zephyria (snowberry fruit fly), 4046 nucleotides. Its product is annotated as probable basic-leucine zipper transcription factor Q. Gene Ontology annotation, molecular function: protein binding. NCBI's taxonomy places the organism in Eukaryota, Metazoa, Arthropoda, Insecta, Diptera, Tephritidae. The record is from RefSeq and is a predicted model, not a curated record.
UUUAAGUAAAAAUAAAUAAACAAAAAUAUUUGCAUACAAAGCACACAAACUAAAAAAUAUGAAAAUAUUAAAAGUGCAUUUUACGGUGCUCGUGUUAGCACCUUUUUUGCUAUGUGGCUUUGUGCAUUGUGAAAAUGAGUUCGAACGCAAAGAAACACCAACGAAAACUCCCACCUCCACAACUCAAGCGCCAGCGGUUGUCGAAACAACCACCGCCGCCGCCGUGGCGCCAGUUGUAGGCGAUAGCACUCGAUAUGCGCGUCUCAUGAAGGUCCUUCGGGACCCCAAGGCGUUUGCCGCUCAGCGCUACCAUGCCGCGACGCAACGCGUAAUCGCGCGCGCUGACCACCAACCACCAGCAGGCCUCGCCUACCGUCGCGCUUUACAGCCGCAUGUCGCCGCGGCGGCGCCACCUUCUGCUUACCACAAGGUGCGCCCGCCAAUUAUGCGUCGCGUCCAAAAUGGACUACCCGUAAAUGGCGCGCCACCGCGUUUUGCCUACGAUACGCCCAAAGGCGGCCAAAACCAUUUGCCUUCUAAGAGUUUAGUGCCAUUCAAUGCAGGCAAAGUGAGCGUUUAUCGCCCGCCAUUCACGUACGCGCAACAGCAAACGCACCCAAACUCCUUAGUGCUACAGUCCGCUGCGACUGUUCAAGCUACUAAGCAUCAGCUACAGCAGCCACAGACACAUUUUGGGGAAUAUAAUUUCAAAGCAUCGCCACCCUUCAGCGGCAAGGCGAUUGUGCGCCCGCUACUCGAGCCGCACGAUCCAAACUACAGGCAACAUUUGCAGCAGCUACAGCAGUAUGCAGGCAAACCACAGCAAAUGGUGCAACAAUAUCCCAUACCACAACAACAGCAACACCAGCAGCAGCAGCAGCAGCAACAACAGAGCACUUCGCAUUUCCCUACAAUCUACCAGUCUGCGCUGAAACAAACUGCCAACCGCGCGCCAACAUUUCACUACGAAACGAUGCGCCCGCACGAGGAACCCGUCCUCCAUCCACAUGUAAAGCAUGAGCAACCACCGCCAGGUAGCGCUGGAUAUGCGGUGUACGAACACAACGAUUUGGCUGAAGAGGAGCAAGCGUACGCGCAUCCACACGCAAACUAUCCGCCUACCGCGCGUACAGAGGAAAUAUCGCAACAAUAUCAAAGAUUACAGCAGCAGAGUCAACGCGCAACUCCUGACACCACUGCAAGCGAACAACAAGCUGAGGAAUAUAUAAAAUUUAUGAACUCCAAUGAUUAUUUUCUACCCAAGCGUGAACCCAACUAUAGGCAGCGGGAUACUCAGCAGGAUAGCCAGCAGCUGCAACUACAGCAGCACAAGCAGCAACGGGCGCGUGAGCAACAACAACAGCAACAAACUACGUACAACCACUACCCGCAAGCGCAGUCGCAGGCGCAAGCACAGCAGCAACAUUCGCAGCAUAUACAAUACAGUAAAGCUUCAGUGAGCGAUAGCGCUAGCUUCAGUUCAGCCACAGCCAGCGCUGCGGAUGCCGCUACUAAUUACUUAAAUCAGCCCAUACAAGUAUCGCAACUUUUCUACCAGGAAGACCCCGUGCCCAGUAUCGUACGCGGCAGCUAUCAGGCGGGCAACAAUCUAUUCGUUGUUAAAUCAGAUGGCAAUAAAGCUGUAAAACAUGUAGUGCCUUCACCCUCUACACGAGCGCCCACUACACAGGCGCCUGCCUACGCGAAGGUGCGCUACAACUCGCAGCAAAACCGCACGCCAGAACCGCAACGUUUCGAAUUCACAGAGCGCGACGCUGUGCACUCAGCGUACACCAAUUCACCGCCAUCAUUUGGCAGCGGUCACGAACACUUGCACUACAGAACCGCAAGUGAAUUCAGCACCUCCACAACACCAGAUUUGUCUGCUUCAAGUAACAAUAACUUUGGUACAGCCACAAUGCCUUCCGCUGAUGAUCCGGAGGACGAUGAGGAUGUACAGAGCGCCAGUUCGGACUUUUAUGGACGCGUCCCACCGCGGCUGUCAACAUCAGCGGGUGACGUGCCUGCAGCGCCGACAUCGCCUGCUCCGGUCGAACAGAAAGACACCGAAGAUUAUUGCGAACGUAUGUGCGCCAAUGUGCAAGAUGGCGAUGAGGAAAUUGUCUGCGGCUCUGAUGGCUACAUGUACACCAGCGAGGCGCAAAUGGAAUGCUACGCCUCGUGUCUGCAUAUCGAUGUAACGGUUCAAAGCAAAGGUUCCUGCAGCACUCGGUGAAUUGUCGGAACUCCAUUGAUACCGAAUCACUAAAGCCGACCGAACGAGAAACACAUUAACUAACUUCUAGCGAAUUUCUAAAGUAUUUCAAUUUUACUUGCAUUACUCCUAACUUAAUAUAAAGUUAGUUUGGUAAUAGAUAUGUAUUUUAGUACUACUAUCUACUACUACUACUAUUACUACUAUUACUACUAUUUUAGUUACUACUUAGGCGCAUUUGUAAAUUAUACUUAUUUAUUUAUUUGUUCGAAUGAAAUGCAAAUCAAAGAGAAUAAAUUAUCAACACUAUAAAUUUAUAGACAAGUGGCUAUGUUUUAUGUACUAAUAUUUACAUAUUUAUGUUAGAAAUUAGAGUAAUGAAAAGUUUGCCAAAAAGUGUAGUCCUCGCUUAUUGCCUAAAAUCUUAAUAUCUGGUCCUCUGACUGGCUUUUCUAAGCAUCAGAUUUAUGUAUGUAUAUCCCAAAAAGUUAGAGCUGUGUCCAAAUUGACUUUCUAUGCAAACUGGGGAGAAGGACUCACGAAAUAACACCCUUUCACUAUUCUUGUUACAAGUGAACAGCUGAUUGACUAUCAGGUAUGCACCAGGUAGGCGAUCAACUCAGGUUCUAAGAAUUCAAAAGCUUCAUAGUAAAAUCGUUUUAGUGUAAAUUGGAAACUGUGUUCAAAAGUUAUUUUAAACUUACGGUACCGCCUUUUGAAGCCAGAUACAUACUAUUGGAAUUCUCGUAUGUACAUUGUAGAAAUUUUUAAUUUUUCUAUUUUGAGCUGGAAAGCUAGAGAAUGACGUUAAGUCAAAAUUUAAUAGGUCAAGGUUUAUGUUAUUUAAUGAAAACAGUGGCAAUAACCUGAUUUAGAAUUAUAGUCAACGAUGUAUCCACUUAGCAGAGAACGCCAUGGUCCAGUAUCAAGCCUCUUUUCUGUUUUUCAACAUCGAUUUGCUCGAGUCGUUGUUUUUGAACUAAGUACUUAACUGCAUGCCUAAGAAACUCUAUUUAAAAAAGGAAUGACCAUAAGGAAGAGGAGUUUUAGUUGGGCAGAUUUGAGGCCGAAAAUUAAGGCAUGGUUAUUGACGUUCGAGGCUCCUACACAAGCCGUACAUGUGUUGGGUAUGAUGGGGUCGAUUCUGUGUAGGCAAGAGUUUAACCUGCUACAAUAUCCUGACUGUGUCAGAUUGGCGUGGAUUUGUGAAGCACUUAAUCUGCUACAGACGUUGGUUGGAUUACGUUUACGGUACUUUCAGUUAGAGAGCUCAAGAGGGUGGUGGCAGGCCCUCGGUGAAUGUCGUUUAAAGCAUGUCUUUACACAAUGGGGUCUAGGUUGUGAAUGUCUUCCGCUAAUUCGUAAAGAUGACUUCCGACGUGCCUCGGUGACGUUCCCGCUACCAGCCAGUACCAUUUUGGGUGCUCCAAACGGGAACCACUAAGCAAAACGAUAACAAAAGUGUUCUACAGUAUUCCAGUACGCCUAAAACCCUGUCCGCUAAUCACCGAUGACCAUAGUCUACAACCGUCCGGCAAAUCUGUUACCAACAAAGUUUCUACGCCUUUUCACGGAGCGCUGUAAGGGCGCGCACAAUUACGAGGUGGGCCAGUAACAGAUUGAACGAAGUACUGCAUAUGGCUGCCGAAGUGAUGCAGCAACUGCUGAAGUUUGCUCAGACUUUGUUGCUUUUUUCAUUUUUCCUAAAAAUCAGCUGCUACUCCAGCUACCUUCAAUUCUGUUGGAAGCGUUGCUGUUAAUGGCAAGGAUGUCCAAUCGUCGAAGUCAGGCUUAAUAUUAAGGCCAAAAGAAUACAAAAAUCUCAAUACGA